Messenger RNA from Thunnus maccoyii (southern bluefin tuna), 3570 nucleotides. RefSeq names its product PMS1 homolog 1, mismatch repair system component (gene pms1). NCBI's taxonomy places the organism in Eukaryota, Metazoa, Chordata, Actinopteri, Scombriformes, Scombridae. Gene Ontology annotation, cellular component: MutLalpha complex. The transcript has 13 exons. The record is from RefSeq and is a predicted model, not a curated record. The coding region runs from base 94 to 2820 and encodes 908 amino acids. Gene Ontology annotation, molecular function: ATP-dependent DNA damage sensor activity; ATP binding; mismatched DNA binding. Gene Ontology annotation, biological process: mismatch repair.
CGGGAAUCGAGUCAUUUCCGCCGUGUGGCUCGUGUCUGUUGUUUAUGGAAGAUCCAACAGUGUAUGGUCCUUGUGCAACAGGUGUCUUGAAUCAUGAAGCAGCUGUCUGCUGACACCGUGCGGCUGCUGUCCAGCUCGCAGGUCAUCACUUCUGUAGUGAACGUUGUGAAAGAACUGCUGGAAAACUCCCUGGACGCUGGAGCUUCAAGCAUUGACGUUAAACUGGAGAACUACGGCUUGGACCGGAUAGAAGUACGUGACAACGGCCAAGGAAUCAAAGCUGCUGAUACGGCUGUGAUGGCCGUGAGACAUUUCACCUCAAAGAUCUGCAGCCACGAGGAUCUGGAGCAACUGGAGACGUACGGUUUCCGAGGAGAGGCGCUGGGCUCCGUCUGCGCCGUUGCCGAGGUGGCCGUCACUACAAAGACCGAGGACGAUGACAUCAGCACCCAGUACACACUGAACUGCACAGGAGGCAUCGUCUCCCAGAAGCCGUCUCACUUAGGUCAAGGAACAACAGUGAGCGUACUGAAGCUUUUCAAGAAUCUUCCAGUGAGGAGGCAGUACUAUUCCUCCACAAAGAAGUGCAAGGAGGAAGUGAAGAAAGUGCAGGACCUGCUGAUGGCCUACGCCAUUAUAAAACCUGACCUGAGGCUCACGCUCGCUCACAACAAGGUGGUGGUUUGGCAGAAGGCCAAGGUGGUCGAUCACAGAAGCGCCCUCCUCGCUACACUGGGGCCCGGUACUGUUGCCAACCUGCUCCCUUGCCACCAUCGCCAGGAGCAACCAGAGAUUUUUCUAGACGGUUUUUUUCCGAAGCCUGGAGCAGAUUACUCUUCUACAAGCACGUCAACACCUGACAAAACAUUCAUAUUCGUCAACAACAGGCCUGUCCACCAAAAAGAUAUAAUGAAGCUGUUGCGUCAACACUACAACGCUCAGUAUCCCGAUGACCGAAAUCGAUAUCCCACCCUCAUGCUUAAAAUCGUUGUUUCGCCUUCCUCGGUGGACGUCAACCUGACACCAGACAAGACCCAGGUUCUCCUUCAUAACAAGGAGGCUGUGCUGACUGCAGUAGAGGCUUUACUGGUUUCUCUGUAUGGCUUUCGGCCCAGUGGCGACCCCCCACCGGAGAAGCAGCUCAGCCAUGAAACAUCUUCACCAUCUAGUCCUCUGCAGACCGAUGCUUCACAACCGGGCGACGAGACGAGCGUGGAGAGGGAUGUCACACCCGACGACCGCGGCGGUGAUGUCCUCGAAGAUGCACCCGAACGCUGCGACGCGGCUCUGUCGACAGCCGGGAGCACCGAUGUUCCACUGAACAGUCAGACCUCCAACGGCAGCUCCUCAUCCUCUAUAGCGGAGGACUGGAUUGUCAACCAGAUCCCAGAUGGGCUCGAGUCUAACUUUUCUCUUUAUGAUGAUGAAACGGCUAAUACAGGAAGCAGAUCCCCCGAGAGUUGCGAGGACAAUGGCGUGUUAGACGCAGACACAAGUAAAGACGGUCUAUCAGCUGAGGACUGGAGCAGGGGGACGGCUCUGACGGACCCCGUGUCAGGAGAACCCCUUCAACCCGUCGAAAUCCAUCAACCCUCAAAGCACAAUCAUUCAGACACGGAUGAGAUCAAGAGCAGCUCAAACAAAAAGGUGUUCAACGUGAUAACGGAAAAGCGGGCCGCUCUGACGGCCUACGACCUGAUCAGCAACCGAGUCAUGAGGGCACCGCUGUCUCCCGCCGCCCUCUACGAGAAGGAGGUCAGAGCAGAGGUCCUCAGGGAGAAACCCACAGCCAGCCUGCAGGAUAUCAGCGUCGCCGUUCACGAGAGAUGGAAAAAUCUGAGGGAGGAAGACCGUAAGAAGUAUGAGGAGAAAGCAAAAAAACACCUGGAACACCACAACCACAAGACCAAGUUGGCCUCCGCCGAAGGUCCCAGAGAGACGAGCGCGAGCACCCCGAGAGGCCACGCGCAGGGCCAGAAACGCAAGGCCCCGCUCUCCAACCAGCAGCUGCUGGACGAGCUCUUCUCCGCUCAGCCCCAGAAGAAGAUGAGGAACCCUGCGCCUAAACCCUCACAGCCCCUCCCCUGCAGCGUGGCUGCCCUUCGGCUGCAGCUUCAGCGCCUCUCAUCCCAGAGCAGCGCAGCACCGCGGGGCCUCCGUCUUGUAAACCGGCUGGCCUCUCAGAGCGCCUGGGUCAUUUUAUGUGGUCAGAGGCUCAUGUUGUUAAACCCAUUUCGAGUGGAGGAAGCCUUGUUGUUUAAGAGACUUCUAGAGAAUAAUAUACUUCCAGCAGUGAGUCUGCAGAACCCUAUACAGUUAACAGAUGGGAGUCUCGGGGGAGCUGAGUAUUUCGAGGCUUUGUGCUACAUGAAGAAACAAAACCCUGAUCUGAACGGAACGACGUUCAUCUCUGAUCCCAGAAUCGUGGCUAACGGGUUUAAAAUCAGACUCACUCCAGGCCUCACGUCAGCCGAGAGACAUCUGGAAGUGACAGCUAUGGCAGACUGCGUGCCUUUCCUCGGCGUGGAGGACCUCAGGGAGAUCCUGACUGCAGUUCUUCACAGGAAGGCCAGCACCGUGCAUGAGUGCCGGCCACUUAAAGUCACAAACUACCUACAAGGUGAAGCGGUUCGACUGGCCCGGCAGCUGCCCUCACAUUUAUCCAGAGAGGAUGUGCAGGAGACGCUUCAGCGGAUGGAACAGCAGCUUGAUGAGAACAACCGGACCUGUUUCCAUGGACGACCGUUUCUACAACACCUAACUGACAUCCCUCGUACAGACGAGGAAGCCGAGGCUCUGCUCAAGCCUUUAGAGCUGUAAAAACACAGACACCUUUUUUUUAUUUUUAUGAAAAAAUAAAGGAUAAGACUGGCAUUUUUCUGUAUCAGAACCAAAAAAACAAUGAAUUGAUCUACUUAUAAGUAUUGUGUAUGUAUCCAAAGCCUGAUAUAUCUUAUUCCUCUGUGCUGUAGACCUUCAUUGUUGUCCAAAAACUAAAAAAAAAACACGUCAGUUAGUCACACCUUGUCCCCUGAAGGCAAUUGCUACUGUAGUUUGUUUAGACAUGGCUCCAAAGACUUUUAACAGCAUUUUCAGUCUCAGGAGAGAAGUUCCUUGUACGGCAGAUGCUUGGCUAGCUUGUUUGUGCUACAUAUCACAACCUCAUGCUACACUGUAAAUUCGACCGUAAUCUUAGUGAUGAAGGAAAAUGUCACCCAGUGCAGCGAUGUGGCUAAUUGAUGUGUUUUUAAUAUUUUUUAGACACAAACGGAGGUCUUACGGCACAGAGGAGUAAGAUAUAUCAGGCUUUGGAUACACACACACACACACAACACUUAUAAGUAGAUUAAUUAAUUGUUUGUUUUGGCUCCGCUCAUGAGAUUUGAUGACAACAAGAGAAAUACAGAAAAUCACCACUAUCCUUUCAACAGCAGUGCAAUAUCAGUGAACAUCUGUGUCUUUUUUAUGCAGCAGAUUAUUGUAAACUACCUGAAUUAUUUCGAUUCUCCUCUAAUUCUGUACAACUGUGUUUCCAACAGAGUAUAAUAAAUUUAUAUUUGUACAUUUGUA